CCGGGUCAUCACUGUAUAUAAGUCACGGUGAUGCAACAAACAAAACGUUCAGCUGACGCCGGCUACAGUGCGAAGACGUUUGACCACUUAAGGAAGAAGGAUGGCGACGAUGCAGUUGCUGACGACGCUGGUGGCUGUUGCACUGGUUCCAUCUGUUGCUAACGGGAUUUGUCUGCCCUACGUGGAACUUGCGACUAACACAACUUACAGCUACCAGUCCCUCCACGAACAGGGCGUAGAUUUGGCUCCUGGCGCCACGACAUUCAAGUUCAAGGUCCGCGCGUCAAACGAUGCUCACCUGGCCCUGCUACGGGAUGAUGGAGUAACCGAUCAGAACAUAUACGAGGUGGUGAUUGGCGGAUGGGGCAACACCCAAUCAGUUAUCAGAACAGGCAUGCAGCACGCCAACAGAGUAACAGUUCGCCACACACCUUUGAGUGCAACCCAGUUCCGUGAUUUCUGGAUUUCUUGGGAGAAUGGUGUGAUCUCUGUUGGGGCGGGGACGGAGGUCGGAGUUGGGAGGUUCAUGUCGUGGAGAGACCCUUCCCCUCACGCCGUCAGGUUCAUCGCUGUGUCUACUGGAUGGGGAUCAACGGGUCAGUGGCAGUUUGCCCCGUCUUCUGAUGUCUCACUUGCGACGAACACAGUUUACCGAUACCAGUCGCUUCAUAAUCUGGGUGUGGAUUUGGCGCCUGGAGCCACGUCAUUCACGUUCAAGGUCCGCGCGUCAAACGAUGCUCACCUGGCCCUGCUACGGGAUGAUGGAGUAACCGAUCAGAACAUAUACGAGGUGGUGAUUGGCGGAUGGGGCAACACCCAAUCAGUCAUCAGAACAGGCAUGCAGCACGCCAACAGAGUAACAGUUCGCCACACACCUUUGAGUGCAACCCAGUUCCGUGAUUUCUGGAUUUCUUGGGAGAAUGGUGUGAUCUCUGUUGGGGCGGGGACGGAGGUCGGAGUUGGGAGGUUCAUGUCGUGGAGAGACCCCUCCCCUCACGCCGUCAGGUUCAUCGCUGUGUCUACUGGAUGGGGGUCAACGGGACUGUGGCAGUUUGAGCGCAUCCUUCCACUGGUUUGUUUGGAAACGGCCAACGACUACCACUACCACUCCGUCCAUGACCGUGGAUUUCACCUCAAUGGACGAACAUCCUUCACCUUUUGGGUGAAGACUACCAAUGACGCUCACAUUGCGUUACUACGCAACAAAGGCGACUACGACCAAAACAUGUACGAAAUCGUCAUCGGAGGCUGGGGAAACACCCAGUCUGUCAUCAGAGACAGGAAGCAAGGGAGAAACCUUGCGCUUGCGCGUCACGUUCCACUAUCAGGGAACAAGCACCUGCCCUUCUGGAUCAGCUUCAGCGAUGGUACAAUCGCCGUUGGUGCUGGCACAGAGGUCGGGAGACGUCAGUUCAUGUCUUGGAGAGACCCAUCUCCAACACUGAUCAGAUAUGUGGGCGUGGCAACGGGUUGGGGGUCCACGGGAAAAUGGCUUUUUUAACCAGCCGAUCCACAAGAUGAACAAAACCAUUGCAACUGUUGUAAAGAUGGGGAAACAAGUACCUGGCUCCCUGUUGAUGGACGAGAACAGCACAGCAGUUGAAGAUCCUAUUCCAAUGCAUGGACAUGAAUAAUGAACCUUUAAUAAUAUAAAGGACAAUACUUUUCUUUGCUCAUUCUACCUUAGAAGUUUUCGAAACAUUCAUAUUUCACCUGAUAUAGAAAUCCAAUAAUUGUAACCAUUCAGGACAAUUAUUGUACUCGGUUACUUUUUAUUGUUGUUAUCUACAAUGCAUAACCCAUAUAAGAUGUUUUGUUCUGAAAUAAAGUGACUGCAAUAUGAA
This is a messenger RNA of Haliotis rufescens (red abalone), 1844 nucleotides long. RefSeq lists its product as uncharacterized. The record is from RefSeq and is a predicted model, not a curated record. The coding region runs from base 101 to 1501 and encodes 466 amino acids. The transcript is spliced from 8 exons. NCBI's taxonomy places the organism in Eukaryota, Metazoa, Mollusca, Gastropoda, Lepetellida, Haliotidae.